Molecule: messenger RNA, 948 nt
Organism: Pelodiscus sinensis (Chinese soft-shelled turtle)
Lineage: Eukaryota; Metazoa; Chordata; Testudines; Trionychidae
Source: RefSeq, a predicted model, not a curated record
AUGUCAAAGUCAAAUACAACCGAGUUCUCCAACCCCUCUGUCUUCAUCCUGCAGGGUAUUCCUGGCCUGGAGGCAGCCCAUGGCUGGAUCUCCAUCCCCUUCUGCAUCAUGUAUGUCAUAGCCACCUUGGGAAACUUUGCCAUCCUCUUCAUUGUAAAGACAGAACCGAGCCUCCAUGAGCCCAUGUACUAUUUCCUCUGCAUGCUGGCCUUCACCGACCUGGUUGUGGCCACGUCUACCCUGCCGAAAAUGUUGAGCAUCUUCUGGUUCAAUUCCAGGGAGAUUGAAUUCAAUGCCUGCCUCACCCAGAUGUAUUUUGUGCUCUGCUUCUCAGUGAUAGAGUCAGGGAUCUUCGUGGCCAUGGCGUUGGAUCGCUACGUGGCCAUCUGCCACCCCCUGAGACAUUCCACCAUCCUCACAAACCCCACUGUGGUCAUGAUCGUCUUAGCCGUGGUACUGCGUUCUAGCAUUCUCACACUGCCCUUUCCGUGCUUGGCGAGCCGAUACCCAUAUUGCAGAACCAACAUCGUCCCCGAGCCAUUCUGUGCACACAUCACCGUGGUGAGCCUGGCCUGUAGCGACAUCCGUGUCAGUAGCUACUAUGGCCUCUUUGUUUUAUUCUGUGUCUAUGGUCUGGAUGUGAUUCUUAUUACCAUUUCUUAUACCCAGAUCCUCGGGGCCAUCUUCAGACUCCCCACCAAGGAUGCCCGUCUCAAGACUUUUGGGACCUGCAGCUCCCACCUCUGUUCCAUGCUGGUCUUUUACAUGCCAGGUCUCUUCUCCUCUCUCAUGAUUCGUUUUGCAGAGAAGGUGCCUCUCUAUGUCCAUAUUCUCUUUGGUUACUCAUGCUUCUUAUUGCCCUCCACACUAAACCCCAUCAUCUAUGGGGUGGGGACCAAACAGAUCCAGAAAAGGCUCUUCCAGCUCUUCACUCAUAAAGGGACCUAA